This is a messenger RNA of Monodelphis domestica (gray short-tailed opossum), 5163 nucleotides long. It is a transcript of the gene SLC26A4, whose product is annotated as solute carrier family 26 member 4. Gene Ontology annotation, biological process: sulfate transmembrane transport. Gene Ontology annotation, molecular function: secondary active sulfate transmembrane transporter activity. Gene Ontology annotation, cellular component: membrane. NCBI's taxonomy places the organism in Eukaryota, Metazoa, Chordata, Mammalia, Didelphimorphia, Didelphidae. The record is from RefSeq and is a predicted model, not a curated record.
GGGAGGGGCACUCUAAGGAGCAGGUGAGCUCUCUGGCUGUCCAGCAGAGUGCAGGGCUGCAGCACCCUUCGCGUACACUGGAUGGGUGAGAGGGGAAAGGUGAAUAGAGCUGAAGAAAAAGCAUCGCGGUUCCGUUCGGUCGGUGCCGUCCACUUUCUUCCAGAACAAGCUAACCUGGGCUAACUCCAGUGAGGGACAUGGCAGCUUCAGGCAGAUUGGACUCGGAGCUGCCAGAGUACAGAAACUAUGUGGUUUCACGACCUGUCUACAAUGAGCCUUCCUUCCUGGAGCAGUACGAGCGGCAGCUGCGAGAGCGCAAGACAGUCCGCGAGAAAUUGGUCAAAUGCUGCAGUUGCUCCAGAAGGCGGCUCAUUGGAAUACUGAAGUCCCUUUUCCCCAUCUUGGAGUGGUUACCCAAAUACCGUGUUAAAGAAUGGCUACUUAGUGACACAAUUUCUGGUGUUAGCACUGGGCUUGUGGCCACUUUACAAGGUAUGGCCUAUGCGUUAUUGGCUGCAGUUCCUGUCGGAUAUGGUCUUUACUCUGCUUUCUUUCCCAUCUUGACAUAUUUUAUUUUUGGAACAUCAAAACACAUCUCAGUCGGACCCUUUCCUGUGGUCAGUUUGAUGGUGGGAUCUGUUGUGCUAAGCAUGGCCCCCGAUGAACAGUUUAUCUUGCCUAGCAUUAAUGGUACAGUCGACAAUGAUACCCAGAUAGACUUUGGCGCCAGAGAUGCAGAGAGAGUGUUAAUUGCCAGCACCCUCACUGUUUUAGUAGGCAUUAUACAGUUGGUAUUAGGGGGUUUGCAGAUUGGAUUCAUCGUUCGAUAUCUCGCAGAUCCAUUAGUCGGAGGAUUCACAACAGCAGCUGCCUUUCAAGUAUUUGUCUCACAGCUGAAAAUUGUCCUCAACAUUUCGACCAAAAAUUAUAAUGGUGUCCUCUCAAUAAUCUAUACUCUGGUUGAAAUAUUUGAAAAAAUUGGUACCACGAACAUGGCAGACUUCAUUGCUGGACUGCUUACUAUUGUUAUCUGCAUGGUUGUUAAAGAGAUAAAUGAUCGAUUCAAACACAAAAUUCCGAUUCCUAUUCCUAUAGAAGUAAUUGUGACAAUUAUAGCUACAGCCAUUUCAUAUGGAGUCGACCUAGAAAAAAAGUACAAUGCUGGCAUUGUUAAAUCCAUUCCAAGGGGGUUUUUGCCCCCUGAGCUUCCAUCAGUAAACCUCUUUUCUCAGAUGGCUACUGCUUCAUUUUCCAUUGCUGUGGUGGCCUAUGCAAUUGCUGUGUCUGUAGGGAAGGUCUAUGCUACUAAGUAUGAUUACGCCAUUGAUGGGAACCAGGAAUUUGUUGCCUUUGGAAUCAGCAACAUUUUCUCCGGAUUCUUCUCUUGCUUUGUGGCUACCACUGCCCUGUCACGCACUGCUGUUCAAGAGAGCACCGGGGGAAAAACACAGGUUGCUGGCAUCAUCUCAGCCCUGAUUGUACUGAUUGCGAUUGUGGCUUUGGGGAAGCUGCUAGAACCCUUGCAAAAGUCUGUCUUGGCAGCCGUUGUCAUUGCCAACCUGAAAGGAAUGUUUAUGCAAGUGUGUGAUGUUCCUCGUCUAUGGAGGCAGAAUAAGAUUGAUGCUGUCAUCUGGGUGUUUACAUGCAUAGCGUCCAUCAUCCUGGGGCUUGACCUCGGUCUGCUCGCUGGCCUUCUCUUUGGAUUACUGACUGUGGUCCUGAGAGUUCAGUUUCCCUCAUGGAAUGACCUUGGAAAUGUCCCUGGCACAGACCUCUACAAAAGCACCAAGGAUUACAAAAAUGUUGAUGAACCCGAAGGAGUGAAGAUUGUUAGCUUUUAUAGUCCUAUUUUUUAUGGCAAUAUUGAUGGCUUUAAAAAAUGCCUCAAAUCCACAGUUGGAUUUGAUGCAGUUCGAGUGUAUAAUAAAAGGCUCAAAGCACUGAGGAAGAUACAGAAGCUUAUCAAAAAGGGACAGCUUCGAGCAACAAAGAAUGGCAUCGUCAGUGAUGCCUGUGCCACUAAUCAAGGUUUUGAGCCUGACGAAGAUCCUGAAGACCCUGAAGACCUGGAUAUUCCAACUAAAGAAGUUGAGAUCCGAGUAGAUUGGAAUUCAGAACUUCCCGUCAAAGUGAAUGUUCCUAAAGUCCCCAUUCACAGUCUUAUCCUUGAUUUUGGAGCAGUGUCAUUCUUGGAUGUUGUUGCAGUGAGAUCACUAAGAAUGAUUGUAAAAGAAUUCCACCGAAUUGAUGUGAAUGUGUACUUUGCUUCACUUAAAGACCAUGUAAUAGCAAAGCUGGAACAAUGUGCCUUCUAUGAAGAUAACAUUGUAAAGGACAUGUUCUUCCUGACUGUUCAUGAUGCUGUGCUAUACAUCCAGAGUCAAAUUAAAAACGAAACUGUUCAAGACCCUAUCUUGGAAAAGAUAAAUCUGAUGCAAGAAUAUAAAGAUCCUCUUGAAAUAAUGGACAGAGAGGUGAAUGAGGGUGGUCUGGAUGUCCAGGAUGAGGCAAUGCGUCGACUUGCUUCCUGAUGGAAAGCUACUGAAGUUGGCACCACCAUAGACUGUGUAGCAAUAUUUACAAACCCAUGUCAUGCUAUGGAAACAUUUUUUGUCUUGACUAUUUCUUUGAAUUUUAAAACUCAUUUGUUUUCUAUUGCAUAUUUUAAAAAACAUUUGUGUGUUUUUCUCUUAAGACCAUCAUUAGCUCACCUCUGUUCUGCACAGAAUGGCUAAUGAGAAAAACAGGUGAAGCAAAUUUUAAGAGUAUAUGCUGAAUAUAUAGUGAAGAUUCUCCCAUGAAAAGGGGUAGAUUUGCUAUUCAUGUAAAAGGAGGUGCAUGUUUAUUUCCAGCCCCAAAAUGUAAAUCAGUGGUAGUGACGCAUUCGGAAUGACUGGGAUCAAUCUUUUGUGUGACUCUGAAACUCACAGAAAAUUAAGGUUCCAUCUUGUCUUUAUCAAUGCAGGCAGGUCUGCCUAAAGCAUAAAGCAAUGAAAAAUAAAGAGCACAACUAUUUACACUGGUUUAUUUCCAUUAAGGCAGAAAUAACAUUACAAUCUAUUAUGAUAAUAUGAUUAAAGUCAAUCUUUUCUCCCCUAAAAUACCAAAUUAGCACAUGAUAAAGAAAUGUUACUCUCUGUGAAUUGAGGCCUAAUCAGAUUUUAGAAGCUAUAAAAUUGUACUAAUAUACUUGUGAAAAAUGUACUUCUGCAGAGAGGUGUAGAUUUGAAGGGAAAGGAGGUCACUGAAGGCAUUGUGCAUCUUUUCUAAAGUGAUAGUUUUAGGGACUUUAUCAUUAAUCACAACUGAAACAAGGGAAAAUACGAACGUUUCUGGGGUCAGACAGCCCAUAUCAUGCUUAAAAGGAAAUGUUUAUGUAUAUAUCGUAUGCAUAUUCUGUAUAUGCAUAUCAUGUUUGUUUUUAAAAGUCAAGACUGAUUUGAGUUGGUAGUGUAGGCCAUUCUAAAAUCUAACAUUAAUUGUGUGAGCACUUUAAAAUUCAUAUCCUUUAAAAGAAAAGCUAUUAUACUAUUAACACUUACAAGAGCAUUGUGAUAGAGGUAUACUUUUAUUAGCUUUCUUUAAAACUGCUUGCAUUUUAUAUAAAAAACUAGCUUUUAGUAAAUUCUAAACAUAUAAUAUAUAAAACCAAAAAAUAUAUCAGAGAAAAUAUUUAAUUUUGAAAAUCAUUAAACUGCGGAAAACAAUACCUUUUAAGAUGCUCUAAAUUAAGAGGGAUUUUGGAAUUGACAAUAAAUAUAUACUUGUAUAUACAUACGUAUACACAGAAUUGAAAAAAAUCCAGAUUUUUAAACAACAAACUUUAUUAUUUUUCCGAGUGCCAAUGCAUUAUUAGGUUUUAUAAAAAAUAUUGGAGUAGGGGCCAUUAGGUGGCUCAGUGGACAGAACCAGGCCUAGAGAUAAGAGGUCGUGGGUUCAAAUAUGGCCUGUGACACUUUAGCUCAAUGAUCCUAGAUAUUUGACCCCCAUUGCCUAGCCCUUAUCACUCUACUUCUUUGGAACCAAUACAUUGUAUUGAUUCUAAGAUGAAAGAUAAUGGUUUAAAAAAAAGAAUAUUGGAAUAUGAUUGGUUCUGUAAAUUUCUUUCAUUCUAUAAUUAAUGAAGUUGCAUUUAGAGAGAAAAAAAGGUAUAGCAACUAAAUUGAGAAUAUGUGUCUUAUUUAAAGGUUAGUUCUGUAUUUAGCAUUUAUGUGUGAAAUUCCAUAGGUCUGAUAGCUAAUCAUAAAUGUCCAAAGACAGAAUCCCUUUUUUUUCUAAGUAAAAAACAAAUAUAAAUAACAAUCAUAGGAUUUAGAAUUAGAAAAGACCUUAGAAUCAUCUUGUCCAAGAAAACUAAGGCCUGAAUAGGUUAGAUGACUUGCCCAAGGUCAUGUAGAAAGAAGAUAAUGGACUUGGGAUUUGAACCCAGGACUAUCUUACUCUAAAUUCAGUGCUCCAUUUACUAUGUCAUACUACUUUCUACUACUUAUAGAAAUAAUUUUUUUUUUGUAUACCAGGUCUGAAUAGUUAAGUGGAAACAUCAUAAAAUCAAGGAGCAUAACUUAAAUACCUCCCAAAUGAGCUAAAAUGUACUAUAAUGCAAGAAAUUUUUUAAUGUUCCAAAGAUAUAUUGGACUUUAAUCUGAUUUCAAAUUUCUUCUGAGUCUUGGACCUGUCUGUUUAGUGACUAUUUUAGCCCUAAAAAGCUAGCUGUAAAAUGAGUCCUGGUAGGAAAAGAAUGUAUGCCUCUGUUUAAUAGGAAGAAUAUGCAGUUUGGUCUUUUUCUGAGAUGGAAAAUACUACAGUCACAUAUUUUAUAAUAAAGUUAUUGGAAGUUUGUAAAGCCCAGUGUGUAUUUGUGAGCAUUGCAGGCCAUACGUGAGAUGACUAAUUUUCCAAAUAGGUCCUAGGAAUGCCAUUUCUUUAUGCAUUUAUGUGACCUAUAAAUAUCUUUACCUUCACUGAAAGUUUUACUUGAAAUUAACGCCUAUUUUGUUAUAUUUUAAACUUUUAUGAAUAAGAUUUUGAUAUUGUAAAGAGAUUUAAAUAGGAAAAAAAUCAUGUACAUAUUGAAAAUAUUUGCACAUAUUUUUGUUAAUGUAAAGUUACCUUUUAAAAGACUAUGUGUUCUUUAAAAUUAUUAAAUAAAACAUGGAAAACAAA